AUGGAUCUUAGAGUUGAAAGAGGGGACAGUCGACUCAACACUAGUUGGUCAGCACUGUUAGUCUCCACUCAAUUAGAAUACAUACAAAUAGGAGAUCGUUAUCAUUAUCAGGGAUUUCUAAAUGAAAGAAGAAAAAAAUUAAUGGAUUUGGUUUUGGCUGAAAUGGUUACUCAAAGCGGCAAAUAUAUCAAAGAGAUUGCAAAUGGAGUUUGGCUUCUACUGGAAGAAAGUUCGUGGAUAUGGCCGGCGCACCUAUACCUACAAAAGGCUGGACUCGGACUACCUGAUCCACAACAAAUUGUUAUAGACUUAGGAGCCGGUCAGACAUCAGCAUACAUUGCUUGGACACAACUUUUGAUAGGCCAAAAAUUAUCACAAAUAUCUCCAAUAAUCUCUAAGCGUAUAGAUUAUGAACUAAAUCGCCGAAUAGUACGUCCAUUUCUGGACGACCCACACAUGCCAUGGAUGGGCUUUGAUAGCUAUCGCUUCGUUGAUAGCAAUGUUGGCAACAACUGGAAUGUUUGGAUUAAUAGUAAUAUAUUAAUGACAGCUUUGUUAUGUUUGCCUAAUACAUACCGGAUCCAAGUUAUUGAUAGAUUAGUAAAUAGUUCAGAUAUUUUUGUUAAUCGUUAUCCUAAUGAUGGCAGUGACAAUGAGGGACCCCAUUAUUGGGUGGCAGCGGGCGGUCGACUCAUACAAAUUAUAAGCCUUUUGUCUUCUGCAUCUAAAAACACAAUCAACUGGUCAUCUAAUAAAUUGCUGAAACAAACCGGUGAUUACAUUUGGAAAGUGCAUAUCAAUGAAAACCAUUUCUUUAAUUAUGGAGACUCUGGGGCUAAUGAGAUACCGGAUUCCUCAGUUGUUUUUGAAUACGGAAAGGUGUUUAAUGACCAAACUAUGAAAGAGUUUGCCUCAUAUUUAACUCAAUUAUCAGGAAAAGACAAAAUCAUUUUAGACCGUCUCUCAAGUGGUGAACUAAAUCAAAUUGGUAUUCAAAUGUCUGCAAAUGUUUUAUUGGAAAAUAUUCCUCCAAAAGCUCCUUUGCCAUUAGAAAGUUGGUUUCCAGAUCUCCAAUUGGUUACAUUGAGAACAACACAAGAAUCAGCUAAAGGCAUCUUUUUGGGUAUAAAAGCGGGAAUAAAUGACGACACUCAGCAUAAUCACAAUGAUGUGGGAAGUUUUAUCUUGUAUGUCGAUGGACGACCCGCUUUGAUUGAUGUCGGUUCGGGUACCUAUACUAUUAAGACAUUUAGUCCCGAGAGAUACAGCAUAUGGAACUUCCAGUCUCAGUGGCACAACAUUCCUACAAUCAAUGGCAUACAACAGGGAUGUGGACCUAAAUUCAUGGCUAACAGUGUUAAGUAUAGUCAUGAGGCAAAUAUUUCAAUAUUUGAAGCGGACAUAUCUGGUGCUUAUCCUUAUGAAGCACAGGUAGAUAAGUGGAACAGAAAAUGGACUUUUAAUAGGACUACAAAUGUUGUGAAACUCACCGAAACAUAUAAAUUGACGCAAUUUAUUAAAUUUUCAAAAAUUCAUUUUAUAACACACUUAUCGAUAAAUAAAAUAACAAAUGAGACCAUUAUAUUAGGUGACAAUAAAACAAAAUUAUACAUUGAUUUUAGCGAAAAUCAAGUAAAUGUUGAAAUGGAUUGUCAUCUUAAUGAUGACCCAACUAUUGAACAGAGUAACUCCUACUGUAUAACUAAAUAA
Oppia nitens is the source of this 1710-nucleotide messenger RNA. RefSeq lists its product as uncharacterized. NCBI's taxonomy places the organism in Eukaryota, Metazoa, Arthropoda, Arachnida, Sarcoptiformes, Oppiidae. The transcript has 5 exons. Gene Ontology annotation, molecular function: lyase activity. The record is from RefSeq and is a predicted model, not a curated record. Bases 1 to 1710 code for a protein of 569 amino acids.